Molecule: messenger RNA, 2508 nt
Organism: Cadophora gregata
Lineage: Eukaryota; Fungi; Ascomycota; Leotiomycetes; Helotiales; Ploettnerulaceae
Exons: 2
Coding region: 632-2413 (593 amino acids)
Molecular function (GO): catalytic activity
Source: RefSeq, a predicted model, not a curated record
AUCGGUUCGACUUGUUGCCCGUUCUCAUUCAUUUGGUAUGAUCCAGCAUGUAGCCGUCUUUGUUGAUGUUGCGUUCUCGAUUGCGCGAACACCCCCGUCUGGACUGGGCAUAUCCGGCGCCACGAAACUACCCCUCCAUGAUGCCCUCCUUGACGCAAUGUAACUAAUCAAUCAAGGCCCGGAAGAACUUCUAGGAUAUCAUCUCGAUCCUAUGCCGGUUACAACCUUUUUGGCUUCCAUGUUCAGCAAAACCCUCUCUUGAAGCGCUCCGCCUCGGGAUAAUCAAAACGACGCAUUACGGCGAGCUUACAGUGGAGUUUUCAGGGACCGUCAUCGGAUAACGCCCCCGACACUUACCUAAUGUACCCGGCUUCGAAGUAAAAUCACUACAGGUGCACUGUCAAACCCGAACGCCAGGCCAAUUUCAGGUAGUGUAAUCUUUGUUCAAACCUCCUAAAUCAAGGGUUGCCUGGCUCAAUCUUGUCCGGCUUUCCCCUCCACCGCUGUCAGACCUAGGCAUUACCCGCCGCUUGCAUCUCAUACCCGCCUUCAAAUACAUCGAUACUUGCCCAUAUUUAUAUGAUGCCUUUUAUCGUCAUGCCGGAGCAAACGUGGCGUCCGCAAUAGCACGAUGGUCGUCAAUAAUCAUUUUGGUCACACAAACGGCAUUCGUGCUUCCUAUUCGGUGCUGGAUGGCAGUAGGAAAGCGACCAUUUUCCUGAGAAAGGUCGCGGGGGACCAGAUUCCAGCGGAAUUCGCACAGCAUUUAGAGGAUGUCACUUUAACUACAGCAACUGAUGGGACUCAAAUAUAUUUUCCUUGCCCGUUCAAGGAAACCGAAGCAACUGUUGCUCUGAAAUCAGUGGAGGCAAGUGCAGUUGCAGCUCUCGCUCAUCUAAGAUUCCCAAAUGAAACAACGAAAAGAAAAAUAGAGGUGGAUCUGGAACGAACGGCUACUUUCCUCUUUUCAACCUACAUAGCAACGAUUGCAGGAAUGGGAAAGCAGGAUCCUGAGGUCAAAUCCAAGUUAAAGAGCAAGUUCUCUGCCCCUACUGUGGAAUCAUAUAUUCUAACGUGCCAAGACACCGACUUGCUCCAGGCACAGGCGAUCUUAUAUCGCAGAUUAUCUGCAAACUUGUACGAGACCAAGACUCCUGGGGAAUACUAUCAUAUCCAUGGAUCUCUGGAAGCAGGCAAGACGUUGAAUAUGAUUGGUUUGGAAGCAUAUCGACCAGAUUUGACAGACUACCGAGAAUGUAUCGAUGUGAUCGAGAGCCAUGUCAAGAAGUUUACUAUUCCGGAGUUAGAGAAGAUGAACUUAAGGGAAAAGCAAGCAGGCGUACCUGUUAUCAAAUGGGAAGAAUUCAAGAAAACUAACCAUGGCCAAACACUUCUCUCCACUCCACCAUGGGAAGUCCGUAAGAUCGCCGAUUCUCCUCCAGUCCCAUUUCCAACUUCCUCAUCCUCGUCCUCCUCCUCUGAACCUCAAGUUCUCUCCGGCAUCCGUGUCCUCGAGCUGUGCCGUAUCAUUGCCGGGCCAGCCAUCGGCCGUACCCUUGCAGAAUACGGUGCACAGGUGAUAAAGGUCACUUCUCCCAAUCUCUCCGACGUCCCAUUCUUCCAGGUUGAUGGGAACACUGGAAAACACACCUGUGAUCUCGAUCUGAAGACCCCAGCCGGCCGUCAAGCAUUCGAAGAGCUUCUUCAAAGCGCCGAUGUAGUGCUAGAUGGAUACCGACCAGGAAGUCUGGAGCGUCUGGGAUACGGACCGGAACAGCUCGUCGAGUUGACGAAAGGCCGAGGAAAAGGCAUAAUCUAUGUUGCGGAAGACUGUUUCGGCGACAAAGGCGACAUGGCGGGUCGACCAGGCUGGCAACAAAUUGCAGACUGCUACACAGGCGUAGCAUGGGCGCAAGGCGAAUUCAUGGGCCUGAACGAGCCGGUUGUCCCCCCGUUUCCCAUGUCCGACUAUGGUACUGGAUGUAUGGGAGCCAUUGCAGCUCUAACUGCUCUCUACAAGCGCGCCACGGAAGGAGGCAGUUGGAUAGGGCGAACUAGUCUCUGUCAAUAUGACGUCUUCCUCCUUGGUUUAGGACUCUACGGCCCUGAAGUAAAAGAGCGCGUGCGUCGUGAACACGAUGAGGAUUUCUUUGGGCUUAGACAUGCGGAUAGCGUUGAUGAGGUUGGUGGGAGAGCUUUAAAGAGCAUGCGAAGGGUGCAUCCAGAGCUUUUUGAGAGAAAGUUGAUGCAGACAGCGUACAGUAAGGGGUUUGGGGAGGAUAUCUGCUGGUGUAGAAGUCCGGUUACAGUGGAAGGGUUGAGGGUUGGGUUUGAGAGGGCGAGCAGGCCGAAUGGUUUUGAUAAACCGACUUGGGAGGAAUGGGAGGUUGAGAAGGAUGUUGUGGAGGGGUAAGAGUCGAGUUGCCAUAUCCAGGAAGCAAGCGACGUACACAUGGGUGCGUACCUCACAUUUUGAUAGGCAUACAUAUCUUAACAGGCUACAUAUUA